This is a messenger RNA of Chaetomium strumarium, 845 nucleotides long. RefSeq lists its product as uncharacterized. NCBI's taxonomy places the organism in Eukaryota, Fungi, Ascomycota, Sordariomycetes, Sordariales, Chaetomiaceae. Gene Ontology annotation, cellular component: cytoplasm; exon-exon junction complex; nucleus. The transcript has 2 exons. The record is from RefSeq and is a predicted model, not a curated record. Gene Ontology annotation, molecular function: mRNA binding. Gene Ontology annotation, biological process: RNA splicing. Bases 203 to 706 code for a protein of 167 amino acids.
AGGCCCCACCUCCGUCCGCAUCCCACUGCAUCCCACUUCGCAACCUCCGGUUCAUUCAACCACGUCCUUUCUUGCCCCAGCCUGCAUACAAAACCACUCGCGCCGCUGCCCAACCUCUGCCGCAUUGCUUCACCGGUCUUGGAAAAACACACAAGAUCUCAAAAACCCACAUUACCCGUUCGCAAUCAGCACACAAAACAAGAUGGCCUCAGACGAGAUGGAAGUCGACGAGCCCGUGUCGCCGCAGCAGGGUUCCGGCAAUGACACCAGUUCGGCCAAGCUAGCCGCCAUGCAGACACAGACCAAGGCGACCGCCGUGCGGUCCAUCGAAGGCUGGAUUGUCAUGGUGACAAACGUGCACGAGGAGGCGGACGAAGAGGCAAUCCACGAUAAGUUCGGCGAGUUUGGCGAAAUCCGGAAUGUACACCUGAAUCUAGAUCGGAGGACGGGGUACGUCAAGGGCUACGCGUUGAUCGAGUACACCACGCUGGAAGAGGCGCGCGCCGCAAUCGACGGCGCCAACGGCACUGAGCUCCUGGACCAGACUGUCAAGGUAGACUUUGCGUUCGUGCGGCCCCCGCCUGGCAAGGCAAAUCCACGACAGGGUGGCGCAGCGUCCGGCGCGGCUAGGGGAUCGAAUCGCGGGGCGCGCAGUGGCAGGAGUCGCAGCCGGAGUCCGGACGUCUCUAAGGAGGACGUCUUGUGAAGCUGUCGAGGGGAAUGCUAAAGGAGACCAUUUAGAAGCUCUCUACCUGGCGAGGCUAGGCGUGACUGGAUGGGGAGGUAAACGGCGGCCUCUUAUCACAUAAGAAUUUGCCGAUGUGUCGUCAAGAAGAAGGGAAAAG